Messenger RNA from Paramecium octaurelia, 2022 nucleotides. The record is from the annotation of a GenBank genome assembly. NCBI's taxonomy places the organism in Eukaryota, Ciliophora, Oligohymenophorea, Peniculida, Parameciidae.
AAGAAUUUUAUUUUUCUUUUAUGCUACAACAACUCAAUAAAGAAGUAAUAUAAGAAGCUAUCAAUAGGUGUUAUUAAAGAGAAGAGAAGCUUUAGAAUAAGUAAUAAAAAGAAGAUUUAUUUAUUAACCUGCAUUUUCACUAUAUGGAGGAGUAGCAGGAUUAUAUGAUUAUGGACCUGUAGGAUGUGCAAUUAAAACAAAUAUUGAGCAAUAUUGGAGAGAGCACUUUAUCAUAGAGGAAGACUUAUUUGAGAUAGCUGCAACCAUCCUAACACCAGAACCAGUAUUGAAGGCAUCUGGACACGUGGAUAGAUUUACAGAUCUAUUGGUUUGUGAUAGUAAGACAGGAACAGGAUACAGAGCUGAUAAAAUAGUAACUGAGGUAUUCAUACUUGAAUAAUUUGAUUAGACAUUGGAAAAUAGAAUUGCAAAGGAAGGAGACAAGUUGGCUGCUGAUGUCAAAGCUAGAUAUUUGGCUGUUAUAAAGGAUGUGGAUACAUUUAAGGAAGAUAAGAUGAAAGAGGUCAUUGCUGAAUUAUAGAUAAAGGCACUUGAAACCGGAAAUGAUGUAUAUUAGAUGUGAGAUGAUUUUAGCUAACAGAUCCAACUCCAUUCAACUUAAUGUUACCUACUAUUGUUGGACCAUCAACAAAACUUCCUGCUUUUUUGAGACCUGAAACUGCUUAAGGAAUGUUUCUUAAUUUUGCUAGAUUGUUGGAAUAGAAUGGAGGAAGAGUGCCAUUUGGAGCAGCUCAAAUCGGAUUGGGAUUCAGAAAUGAAAUAGCACCAAGAGGAGGACUGUUGAGAUGUAGAGAAUUUUAGAUGGCUGAGAUUGAAUACUUUGUUGAUCCAACUGAGAAGUCCACAUUUAAGAAAUUUAAUAAAUACAUCAAUUUAGAAAUACCUUUAUUGUCAAGAUAAUUAUAAGCUGAAGCCAAAUAACAUCAACCUUUUAAGAUGGGAGAUGCUGUAAAAGAAGGAAUUAUCAAUAAUGAAACACUUGCUUAUUUCAUUUGCAGAACUUAUCUUUAUUUAGUUGAAAUUGGAAUCAAUCCAGUUAACAUCAGAUUUAGAUAACAUCAAGCAGAUGAAAUGGCUCAUUAUUCAUCUGAUUGUUGGGAUGCAGAAAUUGAAAUGUCAAGUGGAUGGGUUGAAUGUGUUGGAUUAGCUGAUAGAUCUGCUUAUGAUCUCAAUGCUCAUUCAACAGCCACAGGAUACAAGUUAUAAGCAGCUCGUAAAUUCAAAGUACCAUAACCAAGACAAGUCUUAUAAGUCAUAUUGGAUAAAUAGAAAAUUGGAAAAGAAUUGAAAAAGGACGGAAUGGCAUUGAUUAAAUAUGUUGAGGCAUUGCCUGAUGAUGAAAAAUAGGAAUUAUCUGAAUAUUACUAAACUCAUGAAGAUAAAGUCUUCAAUAUUGAUGGAAAAGACUUAACUCUCAACAGAGAGUUGGUUAAAUUUGAAUAGAAGACCAUGAAUGUUAUGGAAGAGAAGUUUAUUCCUCAUGUAAUCGAACCAGCAUUUGGAAUUGGAAGAAUAUUAUAAGCUAUUAUUGAACAUUCAUUCAACUAGAGAGAUGAUCCUCAAAAGACCUUUUUCAAAUUCUCCCCAAGAGUUGCUCCUGUCAAAUGUUCAAUCCUUUCUGUUGUCCAAAGUGAAGAAUUUGAUGUUGUCAUUUAAGAAUUAAGUAAUCAUUUAUUAAUAUCCUUUAGCUUCAUCUCUUAAGAAAUUGGGAAUCUCUUGUAAAACAGAUAAUGCUGGAGUUGCAUUAGGAAAGAAAUAUGCCAGAACUGACGAGAUAGGAAUACCAUUUGCUAUUACAGUGGACAAAGAGACCCUCACUACCUAAUCUGUAACAUUAAGAGAAAUUGAAACAACUAAAUAAGUCAGAGUUCCUAGUGUUGAAGUACCUAGACUUAUUCUUGAAUUGAGUGCUGGACUAAUUCUAUGGACUGAUGUUUUAGCCAAAUAUCCUGUUUUUGCUGCUAAAGAAGAAGAUGCUUGAGUAGUAUUAAAAAAUAAAUU